AUGUCUCGCCUCGGUUACCUCCUCCUGUCCCUGGCAGCCGCCGCCGGCGCCGCCUCUGCCCCCAGCAUCAAAUCCGUCUCCCACAGCGGCCCGGCCUGUCCCCAAGACGCUAGAGUGACCUGGUCCGGCGACCUUGACGACCUCACCAUCACUCUGCCCGACUUCGGAGAGACCCUCGCCGCGGGCCAGAUGACGAGCUGUCAGGUCCACGUGCUCGUGGACGGCGGCGAGACCGGGCGAGCGCUGGUCCUGCAGGACGUCGUCGUUCGCGGUGGGCUGUACCUCAGCGCCAACGCCAAAGCGGACUUCUACACGACAGCAUAUUGGUCAGAAUCGGCUUCUGAUGUGAUCACCAAGUCCACAAGCACUGCGUCCGGCCCAGGUGCCGUCGCGCUGAACGUGGCAGUUUCUCAGCAGGUGAGCACGCCGUCGACUUGCGUCGGGGCCGAUGGGUACGUGGGGAUUCUUAACGUCACGUUCCGCAUCAUCUCGAAGGCCGGCAGCCGGAUCAUCUUCGGUAGAGAGCACAGGGAAGGCGGGACGUUCCCGGUCACGGAAGAGUUCACGUUCAAGUGGCAGGGCUGUUAG
Molecule: messenger RNA, 588 nt
Organism: Colletotrichum higginsianum IMI 349063
Lineage: Eukaryota; Fungi; Ascomycota; Sordariomycetes; Glomerellales; Glomerellaceae
Product: Secreted protein
Exons: 2
Coding region: 1-588 (195 amino acids)
Source: RefSeq, a predicted model, not a curated record